Histoplasma capsulatum G186AR is the source of this 2746-nucleotide messenger RNA. Its product is annotated as polynucleotide 5'-hydroxyl-kinase. Gene Ontology annotation, biological process: cleavage in ITS2 between 5.8S rRNA and LSU-rRNA of tricistronic rRNA transcript (SSU-rRNA, 5.8S rRNA, LSU-rRNA). NCBI's taxonomy places the organism in Eukaryota, Fungi, Ascomycota, Eurotiomycetes, Onygenales, Ajellomycetaceae. Gene Ontology annotation, molecular function: polynucleotide 5'-hydroxyl-kinase activity. The record is from RefSeq and is a predicted model, not a curated record. Gene Ontology annotation, cellular component: nucleus. The transcript has 5 exons. Bases 1 to 2424 code for a protein of 807 amino acids.
AUGAAAAGGAAAGGAGGUAUGCAAUCGCAAUCAGCCCCCGUCAGCGCGAUUGCAGCCCGGAGGUCACGACAAAAAUUGGUCGCAGCUUCGCAAACUUCAACAACGGAUGUUGAAUCGUUUGUAAACGAAGAACCUCCAUUGAAGAAAACAAAAACUAGCGCUUCGGAAAGGUCGUCUAGCGGUAAUUCCAAAAAUCGUCAAUCCCUGCACGGAGGAGAGAGCGCUGAGGCUCCUGCUUCAACGAAGGUGACAUCCAAGGCGAAGCGCUCAGAUGAGCCCCACGCCGUGGGUACUAGCAAUGAAUAUCAAAGCGACAUUAGUGAUGAAUACGAUGGUGUCGAGACGGAAGGCACUAAUGGUGAAAUAGAGUGUGGUCGACCUUUCGCCAAUGAUCCAGUAGACUUCCAGAGUUUCCUGUUGUCGAAAAGUCGCAUCGGUAGGAAAGAUGUAGUUUACCGUACGGACAACGCGAUUUGCAUUCGGUUGAAGUUAAAAACGAGGAAGAACGUGGGACUCAUCGGUCAAUAUGACCUAUGGGUUAAACGAGGUGUUGUCAGCAUAAUGGGGGCAAAAUUGCCUCCGAGCCCUCAUCUCUACAGAAUCUAUGCGCCGUCGACGCAUUCACUCCCUGUCAUAAAAUGCGUUUCGGGCAUUGAGGGCUAUGCGGAGGUUGAGAUCAGGUCUUGCAACAAUGGGCUUAGCCGCUUAAGAAACCUGUCAAACCUAUAUCAUCGGAUAUGGAAUACCAAGGAGCCAGCUCCGGGUUCCAUUUUACAGCCCGGCCGAUGUUUAUCAUUCUCAAUCCUUCACUCGUCUUCUGACGAUCCCUUAAAAAGGCAUCUACGCCCACUACAUCUUGAUAAGAAAUGGAGCGCGUCUAUUCAUAGCCUGUCUCAACGAGGAGGCUUUCUUCGAGUAUUAACUUGUGGCCCGAAAGGAUCUGGAAAAUCCACCUUCAAUAAAUACCUUCUUAACCACCUCCUGAGCCCUCCUCCGUCGGAGGAUAACUUGCAACACAACCAGCAUGGGGUUGCUUUCCUGGAUUUAGAUCCUGGGCAACCUGAGCUGUCUCCGAUGGGUCAAAUAUACCUUGCCCACUUGCGAACACCACUUCUAGGACCGCCGUUUUCUCAUCCAACCCUUAAUUCUCAAUCAGAUGGACAUAUUGUUAGAUCCCAUUAUAUUGGAGCUUCUUCACCAAAGGAUGACCCUGACCACUACAUCGCGACCGCAAUGGAUCUGAUGAAUCGUUAUCAAGAGCUUCUCCAGAGCUAUCCCCAAUGCCCCCUUAUCAUAAACUACCCUGGUUGGAUCUUUGGGCUUGGCCUCGAGAUUGCCAUAUCUUUGGUCACAUCAUUGGGCCUCACUGAUGUAGUAUAUAUGAGUGACAAAGGACCAGCUGAGGUCGUGGAACCGCUAACCGCCGCGGCCUCGGAGGCUGGCAUCCCCGUGGCCAUUCUUCCAUCUCAACCCACAGAUUUUGUGUCUCGAUCCAGUGCCCAGCUACGGUCUAUGCAGAUGCUUUCUUACUUCCAUUUCAUCCAGCAUCAAGGCAAAAAUGGGGUUUGGUCUGACAUUCCGCUCUGUCAAACUCGCCCUGUAACUGUCAAGUACUCUGGAGCCUCACGGGGGAUAUUUGGAAUAAUGGUGACGGGGUCACACCAUGACCCGGACAUGCUACGUGACCUAUUGGAUGGAGCGGUCGUGGGGGUAGUUGCAAUUGAAAACCUAAAUGCAAUCGCCAGUAUCGACGGUAGGAACGAUAAAACCAUUGGGGUGCCCCAUUUCGAUUCCGACGGCGACUUGCAAAUGGAGCCAGGUGUCACACUAAACGAAAACCAAUCACCAUCGCUACCCUCGUCACCAUCACACCCAUCACCAGAUGACGACAAGCAUCCUAACAUCACUUACACCCCACGCGAGAACCUCCCUUACCUAUUCGCAGGCAACGGCGCAUGUUACCCCCUUGACCCCAACCUGUCACACUGCCUGGGCCAGGCAAUUAUCCGAUCCAUCAAUGCCGAAACACAAACCGUAGACAUCUACACCCCCAUCCCACACUAUAAUAUACGCGAGGCACUGGAGCAAGGCAACCGCCUCGUCCUCGUUCGAGGGCAGGUGGACAAUCCCAACUGGGCAAUCAGCGAAGAGUACUUUUCCGCGCGAGCUGCGGAGCGCCGGCAUCGAAGGCUGAUCGCACAAGCGAAGGCGAGCGGAGUCACAUCUGAUGCAGCAGCGCGUAGGGAGCAAACUAUGGUGUCAGAGCGGCUGCGGGAGCGGGUACGGAGGGCAGGUAACGUGCCGUGGAUGAGGCUGGAUGAGGGUUCUGGGGAUGCAAAGGAGCAUGACAUCAGGCAGAUAUGGAGACUACGCAAAAAGGCAUAUCCUGCAGACUCGGGAAGUGGCAGCGACAGGGAGUGGUAAUAUCUGUGUUGCACUACAUCGUGUUUUGCAGUACGUUGUCUACAGAUUAGUGCUAGGUAUUUCGUGGGGGGGGGGGAUGAUUAAUGUUUUCUCCUUCGACGUCUAACACUUGUCCCGAUUGAGAUUAAUAUGGCGAAAUGCAUCUUUAAAAGAAUCUGCAUUAUAACCCCUCUCGAGCAUGCUCAAGCAUGAGACUCGACUAACAAUUAAGGGGGCGGUCUAUUGUGAUUUUGACCUGCAUAGGUGAAACUGUAGAGGGCCGUUGAACCAAAUCUGCCAUGUUGUUAAGGGGGUAUCAACAAAGCAUGAUAUAUGUAUAUAU